Molecule: messenger RNA, 363 nt
Organism: Microthlaspi erraticum
Lineage: Eukaryota; Viridiplantae; Streptophyta; Magnoliopsida; Brassicales; Brassicaceae
Source: the annotation of a GenBank genome assembly
AUGCUUACACCUAACCCGUCGGUACCUCGUUUACCACCUCCGCCGUUGAAGCACGAAGUUGUCACAGCUCCACCUCCACGUGUGGUGAAUAAGGUUCUGUUUUGCAGUAAAUCAGACUUUGAAUCAGAAUUUCGUGAGUUGGGUUUUGCUUUGGCAUUGAUAAGCAAACCAAGUGCUACCUCGGAUAACUCUGUUUGGGCUCCUCCUUUGGCGGCUUUGAUGAACGAAUUUGCUGAUAUAUUUCCAGCAGAGUUACCUAAAGAGUUGCCUCCUCUCCGUGACAUCCAUCAUCACAUCGACUUGAUUCCCGGUUCUGUGUUACCAAACCGUCCUCACUACCGUAUGAGUCCCAUUGGAGCAUGA